AUGUCGUCCGGUACCUCCGACAAUGCCUCCGCAAAGCCUCGUCUGCAUGCGACCCGCUCGUUCCCUCGAAUGGAUAAUUCAAGCACCAGUCCCUUCAUUCGGUCAAGGGCGAAAACGGUGCAAUCCGUCGCAAUCCCGGAGUCGGUCGAUGCGGAUGCACUACCUCUGAGUCUGGCGGAAAACGAUGGGGAUGAGUAUGGCGAUCCGGAUUUGUUUGAGAAGCCAGGUACCUCGGGUCCCUCUAUGGACGAUGAGCCAGAUGGUGAGGAAGCUUCGGUGCUCUCAAGAAACGUGCCGAACCAGCCAGAGGAGCUGCCGAUUGAGUUAAUCAGCCUUACUGAUAGAUUUGUCGCCUCCCUGAGCGCCCGAGUACACUCUUCCCCACCUACAAUAGACAGAAUAUCAAACCUUUACCAAGAUUUCUACGUCCGAGCCGAAUCACAUAUAGCAACACAUAUAUCUACACUUGCCUCCCGCAUAAAUCGCGAUCCCUCGCCGUAUCCGUACAACAGUAAAGAUGCAGAUGCCUCCAGCCGCCAGAUGUUAACAGCUUCGGAAGUGGCUGAGAAACGGACAGCUCGAAAACUGCUUGCGUCCAAACAAGUUGACCUUGAAGAAGCUGUAGAACGAAGAGCUUGUGAAAGCAUUUAUGAGAAGAUAUGGAGACAUAAGAGCACCCUGGAUGAAAUCAGAGAUGAAAAGUUGCGAUCAAAAACAGCAGCGUUGCUUCUGGUCGGGAUCAACCUAAGAGAGCUAGGGGUUGAUAUUGAUAUAAAUGCAGUCAACGAGCAAAGCCAGAAGGAAGCUAAUGACUGCUUCUCAACUGCUCGUGAUUAUCUCACAAAAAUGGACGAGGACAAACAUCCAUUAGGGAAGCUCCGGCAUCUUGCUGCGACUCACAAAGCAAUUGUGGAUGCCCUGACUAAAUUGUUACCUUCCUCUUCCUCCGCCGACGAGAUUUUACCAGCUCUGAUAUACACAUUGGUUACCUGCCCGCCUGAGGGAAUCAACAUCAUAAGUAACCUUCUCUUUGUUCAAAGAUUCAGGACGAGCAGUAAGGUCGAUGGCGAGACUGCAUAUUGCUUGACUAAUCUAGAGGCUGCCAUUUGCUUUCUUGAGAAUGUGGACCUCUCCGAGCUUCGCGCAGAGGAAGGAGAAGAACGCCAGGCAAAAGCUCCUGGGAUCGAUUCAGUACCACUUGCUGAAAAUACACGUCCUCCUCAACCCGUUCCAGAGAAGGCCAUAUCAUCUGUUUCGUCCGUGAAUGCUUCUGCUGAACCUCCAAAGUCGAUUGCAACCGAGCCGUCCGACACCCUGCCGGGGCCGACAUCUUCCCAGCAAGGUCGUUUGAAUACCCUCUUGCAACCUCCAGCAAAAGUUCUAGGGGCUGCCAAUGAUGCCGUCCGGAACACCGCCGACCAAGGACUGAAGAACAUUAGCGCAGCGCUUGACAGCAGCUUCAGCCUUUUAUUUGGCCGCCUCAAAGAGCUGCAGUCCAAUCAGAUUCCAGGCAAAGAUGGAUCACCAGACUCUGUACUGCCAAAAACACUAGCGGAGGCUAGACGUCUAGUUACGUCCCCAGCAUCCAGUGACAGUGCCCAGUUGAUUAAUGAGGCAGGUGUCUCGAAAGAGACGCCUCUCCCAGAGCAGUCCCGAUUGAGGCGAAUCGGAGCUAAGGCGGAGGACACCUUCACGGGCCUGGUCAGUGGGCAGAGAUCUCCUCGUGAUAGAAGCACGGAUAGCGUGCGAACGCAAGGAUCCAAAGCAUCAAUACCUACUCCAAACCUUUCGAAAGAUGAUGCCCGGGCGAACCCCAAUUCUGCAAUGUCAACCCCCACGCUUGAGUCUGUGAGGAGCUUUGGAAACACGCUCAACCCGCUUAACCAUAUUCCCGGAAUGAUCAGAGGCUUUGGUCGUGCUACACCCGAAUCACCUGGGUUGCCUUCUCUCUCAAACCGGACGAAAGCACCGCCAUCUACGAGCGACACAAGGGCUGAUCCGCCAAUCCAAAGGUUUCUCCAGACUCAAAACGCGAACGAGCUUACAAUUGGGGAUGUAAGCGUUUUACUUGAAGAUUACAAACGUAUAUCUGCAGCACUCUUGAAGCAGGGUUCUGGGUCCAAAUAA
Molecule: messenger RNA, 2127 nt
Organism: Aspergillus puulaauensis
Lineage: Eukaryota; Fungi; Ascomycota; Eurotiomycetes; Eurotiales; Aspergillaceae
Product: VPS9 domain-containing protein
Exons: 2
Coding region: 1-2127 (708 amino acids)
Biological process (GO): vesicle-mediated transport
Cellular component (GO): cytosol; endocytic vesicle
Molecular function (GO): guanyl-nucleotide exchange factor activity; small GTPase binding
Source: RefSeq, a predicted model, not a curated record